AUGAAGGAGAGAGACCAGAGCCGCUUCGGCGCGCUUGUCAGCUGGGCCCAGCAGCACGGCGCCGAGCUGCACCCGUCGCUGGAGGUGUACUGCGACCCCGUGACCAAGUUCUCGAUCCGCGUCAAGGAGAAGGAGCAGCUGCCAGCCGGCGAGGCGCUGCUGCAGCCGGGCUUUGCCGCCUUCAGCUGCCCCUUUUCUAUUACGCUGUCGCACCUGAACGCGCUGCCUGGCAGCGGCCCCCCUGGCUCUUCCCUCGGCGGUUCAUCAGCAGCAACACCAGCGGCAUUCCCGCCGCGCUUCAUGGCGACGGUGCCGCCGCACGUCAUCGGCCGCUUCUUCCUGAUGCAGCAGUACCUGCUGGGCGCCGAGUCCUUCUGGCACCCGUACAUCGCGACGCUGCCGCAGCCGGAGCAGCCGGCCGCGUGGGCGCUGCCGGCAUUCUGGCCUGACGACGACGCGGUCUUCCUCCACGGGACCAACGCGCGCGUGGCCGUCGACGAGAUGCAGGCCAACGCGCGGCGCGAGUUCAAGCAGGCGCGCAAGGCGCUCAAGGAGGACGCCGACAUGUUUCCCCAGUGGCAGGACUACACGCGAUUGCUGUACAACUGGGCCUUCUGCAUCUUCACGAGCCGCAGCUUCCGGCCGUCGCUCAUCGCGUCGGCGCACGCGCGGGACGCCAUCGCCCAGGCGCUAGCACCGGCGGCGGGGCGCUGCGGCAUCGACGACUUCUCGGUGCUGCAGCCGCUGUUCGACAUUGCCAACCACAGCAUGACGUCGCGGUACACGUGGGACGUCAGCUCGGGCCCGCUGCCAUGCUGCCGCCUGGUGUGCCUCGACGCCUACGGCCCGGGCGAGCAGGUCUACAACAACUACGGGCUCAAGACUAAUAGCGAGCUGCUGCUGGGCUACGGCUUCGUCGUGCCUGAGACGGCCGCGCUGCAUAACGAUUACGCGCACGUGAGGAAGCGCGGCGGCGGUGGCAGCGACUCGUCGUCCGAGUUAGCAGGCGGUGGCGGCGGCGACAAGCCAAAGGACUUCCUCAUCUCGCUGCGGCCCCUGACGGAUCCGAGCUCGGUGGUCGGGCGCGCCAGGCCGCCGCCGUCGUGCACCCUCCUGAGCACAAGCCGGGGGCCGCUGCACCUGCUGCCUGAGUUUGCGCACUUUGAGCCUGCGCUGGUCUACGACCUGGCCGAGGCGCUCUCUGCCCGGCCUGAGACACCGCCGGCAGCAGCCGGGGAGGAGCCAAGAGCAGGAGCGUCACAGGCCGUAGAACUAGUAGUAGAAGACGAAGACGAAGACGCGCUCGUAGGACGCAUCAAAGAGGCGCUGGCCGCGAAGCUACAGUACGACUACCAGCAGCUCGAGGAGGCGGCCGCUGCGGGCGGCGGCGACGGCGCCGAGCCGGCGAACCAGAACCAGCGGCUGGCGCACGAGUAUCGCCGGCAGUGCGGCAAGGUGCUGCUCGCUGCGCUGCAGUCACUGGCGGCAUAG
Lasiosphaeria miniovina is the source of this 1491-nucleotide messenger RNA. RefSeq lists its product as uncharacterized. The coding region runs from base 1 to 1491 and encodes 496 amino acids. The transcript has a single exon. The record is from RefSeq and is a predicted model, not a curated record. Gene Ontology annotation, biological process: peptidyl-lysine monomethylation. Lineage: Eukaryota; Fungi; Ascomycota; Sordariomycetes; Sordariales; Lasiosphaeriaceae. Gene Ontology annotation, molecular function: protein-lysine N-methyltransferase activity.